UGCCACCUGAUGUAAGUAAACUCAGUAUAUUGAGUCACCUCUCAGAACACUUGUCUUGACUCCACCUGCACGUCGCGCUUUGCUGCCUGAACGUUCUCUCCUAAGCAGGUAGGCGGGAUAACAUACGGCAGGUGAAUACUGGUAUAAGAGACCGUGAGGAUAUCGGUAAGCACCAGUACCAGCAACGCUCUCCACGCACCGCCACCAUGAAGGUCCUGGCUACAGUCUCCGUAGCAGCUUGCAUCCUGAGCCUCGCCUACAGUCACAUGGAGGAGGAGGACAGCCGGCAGGAAGGUGUGGAAUCCAGGUUCUUUAUCGGUGGAGUUCUACUUGGCUGCGUCCUUCGCCUGAAGCACAAAGACGGAUUUUGUGAAAAGAUCGAGUCCUGGCUCAACACAGCAGGGGAGGAGAUCUUACAAGCCAACACACGGCCACGCAUCAUUGUCAACAUUCUCAAUCGCCAAUGUGAAAGAAACAGGAUGAUGAAGCUGAACAGUGACCCAGAAGCAGAAAAGGAGGAAAAGUUCUUUUGGACCCAGACUUUGGAAACUGUAUGUGACGACUGCGAAAAUUCAGCGCAGGAAAUCGACGCGUCCAAAGUUCCCGCCAACUACACAUUAGUGGAUACCUACUCUGAUGUGAUCACUGUGGCCUGCAACACAACCACGAGAAUGGAUGACCUGUACUGAACGCACCGCAGCGGCAGACACUCCAUCGUCCCUAGCUGACCACAGCAAUGGGAAAGUACGACAAGCAAAUCACUCAAGAGAAGAAAAAAAAAAAUGGUAAAAGAAAAAAAAAAAAUUCGGGUACCUGUGCUCCUCUUUUUAUUUAGUCUCUUCUCUCUUGUACCUAAGCACCUAAGUCACCUAAGCAACACGACUAACAUUAGAGCGCCCAAUCUCGCCCAAAUGGGGCCCUGGUUGACAGCUUUCUCUUUUCACGUACACUUGAAACAUAAACGUCUUCACCUCCUUUAGCUAAUUGUCGGUAAUGUUGUACUGCUUCUUAAACCUCAUUUACAUAUUUUAUAUGUAUGGUAUGUAGAUGAAUGGCAGUGUGAUGAAUAAAUGCAUAUCAAUUAUA
Portunus trituberculatus (swimming crab) is the source of this 1086-nucleotide messenger RNA. RefSeq lists its product as uncharacterized. Bases 207 to 689 code for a protein of 160 amino acids. The record is from RefSeq and is a predicted model, not a curated record. The transcript is spliced from 10 exons. NCBI's taxonomy places the organism in Eukaryota, Metazoa, Arthropoda, Malacostraca, Decapoda, Portunidae.